Messenger RNA from Scatophagus argus, 1256 nucleotides. It is a transcript of the gene med19a, whose product is annotated as mediator complex subunit 19a. Bases 161 to 895 code for a protein of 244 amino acids. Gene Ontology annotation, molecular function: transcription factor binding; transcription coregulator activity. Lineage: Eukaryota; Metazoa; Chordata; Actinopteri; Scatophagidae. Gene Ontology annotation, biological process: positive regulation of transcription by RNA polymerase II. The transcript is spliced from 6 exons. Gene Ontology annotation, cellular component: mediator complex. The record is from RefSeq and is a predicted model, not a curated record.
ACGGUACACGGGCCAUGAAAAUAAUGCCACAAAGAAGUGCAGAGUAGAGUAGUUGACACUUGGACGGUUUCACGGUGAUCUCCAGUCUAAGAAGUAGCAGGCUAUACGCUUGAAGAAACCGGCUUUUUCUUUACACAUAAAUGUAUUAUUCGCGAUAGAUAUGACGGAAAUGUUUUCAACUCUGUUCGGGCAAAAUGAAGCUCCGGGACCGCCCGGCUCGUCGUCUCUGGGUUUCGGACCAGGGAAACCGCCGCCGCCUCUGACGCAGAAUCAAGUCUCCAUGGCGGGGCAGAUGCCACCGCAGCUCGGGGAUGAAGGGCCUGCUCUGCGCAAACCUGGAGCCAUGAAUGAACCUUUCUACUUACUGCGGGAGCUUCCUGUGGGAAACGAAUUAACAGGGAACACCAACCUCAUCACGCAUUACAACCUGGAACAUGCCUACAACAAAUUCUGCGGGAAGAAAGUGAAGGAGAAGCUCAGCAACUUCCUACCAGAGUUACCAGGUAUGAUCGACUGUCCGGGAACUCAGGACGGCAGCUCAUUGCGCUCUCUCAUCGAUAAACCUCCCGUGUGUGGGAACUCCUUCAGCCCCCUGACCGGCGCUCUUCUCACAGGCUUUAGACUACACACAGGACCGCUCCCAGAGCAGUACAGACUGAUGCAUAUACAGCCUCCAAAGAAGAAGAGCAAACACAAGCACAAACACCAUCGACCACAGGACCCAUUACCACAAGAAACUCCAUCAGACUCUGAUCCCAAGAAGAAAAAGAAAAAGAGAGAUGAUGAUCCUGACCGCAAGAAAAAGAAGAAAGACAAGAAAAAGAAAAAGAACCGCCACAGUCCCGACCACCCCGGCCUUGCUGGAUCACAACCCAACAGUAACAGCCUAAGAUAGACAGGAGCCCACUGUGUGCACGCUUGUGUUCGAAUGUGUAUGGGUGACUGGGAAUUUUGUAAGAGGAUGUGUGUGUUUUAAAGAGAAUUGUAUUAUUGAGAGUAUGUUUAAUAGGAAAAAUGAUGAAUCAAAUAAUGCAAAUUGUAUGGUGUGUGUGAGAGAGAGAUAUGAAUGGAGCAGAAGCACAGUGGAUGUGAAUGACGAUACAAAGAAAUGUUACAGAAACAGUAUAAAAGGCAGAAAGCCACUGAUGAGCUGUGUGCUAUGAAUGACUGAGCAGACACUGUGUGUAAGUCCCUCUUUGAUUUUUGUUGUGAUAUUUUUUGACCAUGAUGCCAAAAUAAAAUAAGUUUGGUUAUUA